This is a messenger RNA of Paramormyrops kingsleyae, 4216 nucleotides long. It is a transcript of the gene slc5a3b, whose product is annotated as solute carrier family 5 member 3b. Gene Ontology annotation, cellular component: plasma membrane. Gene Ontology annotation, biological process: inositol metabolic process; transmembrane transport; myo-inositol transport. Gene Ontology annotation, molecular function: D-glucose:sodium symporter activity. NCBI's taxonomy places the organism in Eukaryota, Metazoa, Chordata, Actinopteri, Osteoglossiformes, Mormyridae. The record is from RefSeq and is a predicted model, not a curated record.
GGGAGAGGCGCGCGGAGGAUUGGGACUCGUGUUCCGGUGAUGGCUAAAGACGUCGGUCGUUGUGGGCUCAGCGCACUGAAUCCAGGCAGCUUGCCUACCCGAAUGUUACUCUAGGCUUUGCUAGACCGGUCUGCAGCAGCCUCCUGUGCGCCUUCUCACUAUAUGGCCCAUGGAUUUUCUAAACAAAAACUGAUGUUUUUUGACCUGCAUGUGGACACAAGAGUUUCCAUUCUCACAGCAAACCAAAGGAAAAGCACUAUUUUUUUUUUUUACAGACACUUAGUUGAAUUUAUAAAACUCACUCUGCUGAUUUUUAGUAUUUUUAGUUUCCCACCUCUGCUAAUUUCUGGUUUUCAGUAGCUGGUUGAACUUCCCUCCAAACGUGGGUGUAAAAUGGGGUCUGCUAUGGAAGCAGCGGACAUUGCCGUCGUGGCACUGUACUUCGUGCUGGUCUUGCUCGUCGGCCUGUUCGCCAUGUGGAAGGCCAACCGGAGCACUGUGAGUGGGUAUUUUCUCGCGGGGCGGUCCAUGACGUGGGUGGUCGUUGGGGCUUCUCUGUUCGUCAGUAACAUCGGCAGCGAACACUUCAUUGGCUUGGCGGGAUCAGGUGCUGCAAGCGGCUUUGCUGUGGGUGCCUGGGAGUUUAACGCGCUCCUGCUGCUUCAGCUCCUUGGAUGGGUCUUCAUCCCCGUCUACAUCAACUCGGGGGUGUACACGAUGCCCGAGUACCUCUCCAAGCGCUACGGUGGCAGGCGGCUCAAAGUCUACUUUGCCUUCCUAUCGCUUCUGCUUUACAUCUUCACCAAACUAUCAGUGGACCUGUAUGCUGGGGCACUCUUCAUCCAGGAGUCCUUGGGAUGGAACCUGUAUUUGUCUGUUAUCCUGCUGAUUGGCAUGACAGCCCUACUAACAGUCACGGGGGGGCUGGUGGCUGUUAUCUACACUGACACCCUUCAAGCCGUCCUUAUGAUUGCUGGGGCUCUCAGUCUCAGCAUCAUCAGUCUGGUGAAAGUCGGAGGCCUGGAGGGUGUGCGGACCAAGUACAUGCAGGCCGUCCCCAACGUCACAGCAAUCAUGGCAGCUGGCAACUUCUCCUACACUAACUCCUGCCACAUCCAUCCCAAGCCGCAGUCACUCAGGCUCCUGCGUGGGCCGCUGGACGAGGACAUUCCAUGGCCAGGCUUCCUUCUGGGCCAGACACCAGCGUCCAUCUGGUACUGGUGUGCAGACCAAGUCAUUGUGCAGAGGGUGUUAGCUGCUAAAAACAUUGCCCAUGCCAAGGGGUCAACACUUAUGGCUGGCUUUCUAAAGGUUCUGCCCAUGUUCAUCAUUGUAAUCCCAGGCAUGAUUUCUCGAAUCCUCUUCCCUGAUGAACUGGUCUGCAUCAGUCCUGAGCAUUGCCUGCAAGUGUGUGGCAGCCAAGCUGGCUGCUCCAACAUUGCCUACCCUCGCCUGGUCAUGAAUGUCAUGCCCGUGGGACUACGUGGCCUCAUGAUGGCUGUGAUGAUUGCAGCCCUUAUGAGUGACCUGGACUCCAUCUUCAACAGUGCCAGUACCAUCUUCACACUGGACAUCUACAAAAUGCUGAGGAAGGGCUCGUCCUCCAGAGAGCUGGUGGUGGUUGGGAGGCUCUUUGUGAUCUUCAUGGUGGCCAUCAGUAUUGCCUGGGUCCCUGUCAUCAUAGAAAUGCAGGGGGGGCAGAUGUAUCUGUAUAUCCAAGAGGUGGCUGGUUACCUCACUCCCCCUAUUGCAGCCCUCUUUCUCCUUGGUAUCUUCUGGCCACGCUGCAAUGAGACCGGUGCUUUUUGGGGGGGGAUGACCGGCUUUGUUCUGGGGUCCACCCGCUUGAUCCUCGCCUUCGUAUACCGGGAACCACGCUGCAAUCGGCCGGACGACAGGCCGACCUUCAUCACCAGCAUCCACUAUAUGUAUGUUGCCACAGCCCUGUUCUGGCUCUCUGGCCUAGUGGCGGUGGUGGUCAGCCUUGCCACGGAGCCUCCAAAAAAGGACCAGAUUAUUCGCUCAACCAUCUGGGGGCUGCAGAACAGGGAGAAGCUGUCGGCUAGGCACAAGGAAGAGGCCUACAAGCUGACUGACAAGAGCCCCAGCCACUGCAAUGGCACUGGUGGCCUCCACAAGGAGCUUCCCCUGGGCCUCCAGAAGGAGCUGUGUGUGGAUGGGGCUGAAGUAAAGCUACUAGUUGCUCCUAGCAGUGACGGCACUGUAAGCUCUGACACGCCUAGAUCUGUAGACCGCUACAACACAAACGGCCAGGUGGGCAUCAUGCGGCAGGACAGCUCCGAUGAGGGUGGCUGUGGAGGAGAAGGGGGGAGGUGCGUCAAGGUGAUGGACUGGUUCUGUGGUUACAAGGAACAAGCCACAAAGGACCAGCGAAGGAGUGUGGAGGAUGAGGAGCGACUCAUUCAGGAGAUGCUGUAUGAGUCUCCCAGGAUCAAGGUCAUCCUCAACCUGACUCUAUUAGUGGUCUGUUCUUUAGGGAUCUUUAUGUUUGUGUACUUCUCCUUGUAGCUCCCUUUGGAGGGAGGAAUGCCAUUUUGGGUCUGUAAUAUUUACAGUUAGCUACUGUGGUUCAUUAUAACGUUAUCUGCUUUAGUGGGGAUAUAACAGAGAUAAUUGAAGGUUUUGAGCAGGUAUGACACUGUAUAUAAUACCUACUAUUACCAAAAUUAUUUGGGGACUGUAUUUAUUUUUAAUAAGUUGAACUGUUCUAGAAAAGCCUUUUUGUGAAUUUUGUCUGUUUUUAUGUGUUCUGAGGUCUACUGGAGUUUCCCCCCCAACUCGUCUAUAGUGCAGCUGUAGUAGAAUUGCUGUGUUUGGUUCAUUUUCUCAUUUUGGCUCUGGUGGAAAAAUCCUUCUGUACAUUCUGGUGUCUUGCUUAUUUACUUCAUGGUCAGGUAAUGUUUUGUUUAUACUAAUGUUUCAUGCACUGCUUGGUUUUCAGUUUUAACUGGUGCAAGUUUGUGUUGAGGUAUGGGUUGUGUCUACACGUUUAAAUUGCACUUCCUGACCCAGCUGCCAGUGUCUUUUGUUCAAUCUGAAGACCACACACAGCCGUUAUUGUUGGGAAAGACCAGGCAAACAAUGCUAAUAAGUGCUCAUUUCAGAACAAACCCAAGAGUUUCUUUUUUAUUUCCUACAUGACCUUCUUGUUAACACUAAAGGUAAGAUGGGAUUGUUGGCCAAAAAUGAACUCCAGUCAUAGGGCUAUCUUUUCAUUCAUUCAUUCAUUCAUUCAUUCAUUCAUUCAUUCAUUCAUAUCACCUGUAAAUAUAGCUCUGGAAAAAAUUGAGACCACAGCAAAAUUUUCAGUGUUACUUUUCUGAACUUUGGGGUAUGUGUCUGUGUAGAAAUACACAUAUUUUUGCAAACUGCAGACUGGCUCUUCCUUACUUCUCAUUGAUAAAGGGCUUCUUCCUUGCUUUAUCUGUCUUCAUUCCUGCUUCGAGGAGCCAGUUGUGAAGUGCACUGCGAGGACAAUUCAUAUCACUUAAUGUGUUCCAUUCUUUUGGAAGGUCACUUGAGGUCAUGCUCUGAUUUGUUUGAAUGCUAAUGAUCGGAUGCAUUCGAUAAGUUGAUAGUCAUCUCUGAGAGUCGCUUCCACCCUCUACUUGGCUGGUUUUUGGUCAUUGCCAGUAUCUCCUGCUUCACCUUUUUCGUACAGCUGACUUAGAAGCCUGGAAGCAGCCUGCCUUGCAGUGUAGCCUUCUGCCAGCAGAACCAGCAUUAAACCAGAAUUUAAAAAUGCAGAUUUAAAAAAAAUUAUACAGUGGUCUAAAUUUUUUUCCAGAGCUGUAUAUAAGCCUUUGGGUCACUGGUCUUUCUUCCCUACUUCAUUCACUCUGUGUUUCGUUUGCGCAGUGUAUCCUUACACUGCACUGAAGAUAGCUUCACGGCUAAAGGAUCCAAUGGCUGCUGAGAUGAAUCAUUGAAGGCUUUUCCCAUCAUUUAGCACAUGCUACAGGGUUUGUAGUAAUAGCUGAUCACUUGUCUUCAUAUUUGUUAACAACUUUACAUUGUGUUUAAAUUGCUACAUAUUUAUCUCUCUACCAAUAGUUUGAAUGGAUUCUGUAAAAAACACCAUCUUCCUCUAGUGUCUGUUAGGAAAAAAAUGUUGCCUAGAAGUACAUGCAGACAUGCUUUUCCAGAUGGAAUUUGAAUUCGCACUUAUUUGAAAAUAAACACAUUUUUAAAAAUA